Molecule: messenger RNA, 1912 nt
Organism: Pseudocercospora fijiensis CIRAD86
Lineage: Eukaryota; Fungi; Ascomycota; Dothideomycetes; Mycosphaerellales; Mycosphaerellaceae
Exons: 11
Coding region: 1-1074 (357 amino acids)
Source: RefSeq, a predicted model, not a curated record
AUGCCACAACCAUAUGUGACCAUUCCAUUCUUUCUCCCCAUUUACAGUGUCACGUGUCUGGAUAUUGACGAAGAUAUGGGAAGUGACCUUGCCAACAACAAGGCUUUGAGGGGGCGGAUGGACGCCUACGAGUUUUCCACGCUGUCGUUUCUUGAUGACGAAACCACACUGGACACCGAGCAUCAAGCAACCGACCUGAGACUCUACCUCACCUCGGACUGGGACACGAUUCUAGCACUGUAUCAAGUCGAGGUCCAAUCAAGUUCUGCCGUCUGCAUGGCGCUGUUCGUCGAAGAUCAUUUCAGGAGGUACUCGUUAAACGACCACCUUGCAGACUUGUGGCUCCUACCAGGAAUCACGUUCAUCUCUCGCUCAUUGCGACUUGGUCGUGUUCAUCGCCGAGCAUUUGCCAUGGACCUCCGUAAUUUGGCCUGCAUUUUGCGAUUCAUGGUACCUUACCUGCAAACGCCUCACAAGGCAUUUUGCAACAUGGUCGGUUCCCGCAGGCGGAUCGAUCCUCCGGAUUUAUACCGAAAUGUCCGCGUCAUGAUCAAGAGCGGAAGACAACUCUCAGGGGAUGAUAUCAAGAAUACGAGCGGCCGCGGGCGCCCACUCCUAAUGCUUGAUGAGUUCGCAGCACCGUCUUGGCACGAGUCCCUCUUGGUUGACGGCAGUCCUACCCCAGAUUCAAUGUCAGUGCUACUGUAUCAUGGCGGUAACACUGUGGGAAACGCGAAUCCGACACUACACACCGCCCAGAUUGCGCCUUUGACAAGCCUGCCAUUCUUUCUACUGAGCAGCGAAGCUGGCAAAGAUAUAUCAGUACGAGAAACGACUACCGCCACGCGUCUUGCCGUCGUAUCUGCACUUCUCUGGAUGCAACCCAGUUACGACUAUACGGCCACCAUACUUUCUGCCACCACUUCUGCUAUUGAUCGAUCGAACUACGAGAGUGUUGUACAGGGGAGUAAAGGUCAAACACGGAGCCUUCGCGUUCCGAACGCAUGGUUGAUUACUGAACAAAGCUUGGCAAUGACCACGUCUUCGAUCAGACAAAUUUGGAUGUUGGACUAGUGGCAAGGAGUACCUUGCCUGCUCAUGGACGAACUUCGGCCUGACUUAGGGAUGAUGUGCGGUAUGCAGCAGCUCCGGCCGUGAAGGCUGCAUAGAAGGCUGCAUACAUGGUACAAUGUACAAUGUGUAUACCAUAUACUGGAUGCCAGAUGGUGGGCUCCAUCACUAGCCUGACUUGGCUCGUGUUGACAGUUACGUUUCUGACCCCAAGGUUCGGGAUUGUAAUUGCCAAGGCCUCAACUUCGACAGUAGUCUGUCUGGGGCCCGUUGCUUCACUACUAACUGUCACAGGCAUCAAAUUGGCUUCGACUCACCGCAAAAAUACUCACUAUUCUUCGACCGCUACAUGUCAGACACCGCAAGGUACGCCGGUGCAGCGAUUGCCAUACGAUGCAUUAGCAUCAUUACUUAGCUUGUGAGAACUGGAUUGGCUUAAUGAUUCCGAUGCUGGUCACUCGGACUAGGAUUGUUUCAAAAAUGCAGGCGACUAGAACAGCAGCGGUCGAUGCUACGAAUCAUGAGUCGACCGCUCGUCCUUAGAAACUAGCCGCAAUACAUGGAAUUGUUGUAAGGAACUUGUCGUGGCAAUUUGCGAGACUCUGGUUGGGAGAGCGUUACUGGCCUCCGAAGACGGCCACAAAUAAACUUCUGAGAUUUCAGAAGAAGUUCCUUGAAGGAAUAAUGCCAGUGUUGAUGGUGCCAAGGCGCGGUAAACAACAUCGCGAGAUAGGUCUGACGUCGGACAGACGGAGCUCUUCUCAGCAGGACACAUGCGCCCGAUCAGUCGAUAUGCCGUGCUUGCUCGCGCGAUCGUGUAUUCUUGACCUUGGGUCGCAUC